AUGAGCGAAGCGUGGGUGACACUUGCAACCAACGACGACUACGCACAAGGUGCUCUGGUGGUUGCGCAUUCUCUGCGAACCGUCGGCACGACCCGCAAGACUCACUGUCUCAUCACCAACCAGGUUGCCAGCUGUCUCGUUUUUCCAGCUCAUUUCGACUUCAGGUCUCUGAGCCGGUUCGCAAAGAGCUCGAAAAUCACUUCGAUGAUGUCACUAUCGUUGACGUCUUCAACAGCCGUGACGCCGUUCGUUUUUUUUUUGAAGAUAUUGGAAAAAAACGCAUUUGUCAGAUCAAAUAACCUAAAUAUUUGAUGUUUCUUGAAGAUUCCUCUUCAAAUUUUCAAAAAGAAAAGGAUUUCUUAAGAACUUUCACGGGUAAUUAGAAAUUUAGGAAGGUUCCUACUUCCUGGAUUCUAUCCAUACUUCCAAAAACUGUUCAACCAACAUUUAAAAACUUGUAAAGUCGCAAUCUCCCUAGUAAAAAAUAUUUACAGAGUAUGAAGGAUAAAGAAUUGAAAAAGUACCGCCAAACAGUAGCGCUUAGAUGUACUCGGGAAUCGGAAAUUUUUUUUUGUAGGAAAACCUGGCCUUGCUCGGACGUCCCGACCUCGGCGUCACCUUCACAAAACUGCACUGCUGGCGACUUGCUCAAUACACCAAGGCCGUUUUUCUUGAUGCUGACACCUUGGUAAUUUUCCCAUUUGGUUUCAUGGUCGAAGUUUCCAUUUUUCCAGGUGAUUCAAAACUGCGAUGAGCUGUUCGAAAGACCCGAUUUCUCUGCAGCUGCUGACAUUGGAUGGCCCGAUUGCUUUAACUCUGGCGUUUUCGUUUUUACUCCAAACCGCGACACCUACCGUAAGUUUUUAAGAACAGUCUUCGGAAUUAGAUGAAAAACGAUUUUUUUAGGAAAGUUGGUUGCAUUCGCUACGACUCACGGAUCUUUCGAUGGAGGUGAUCAAGGUAUUCUCAACGAGUUUUUCUCCAACUGGCGUGACCUUCCGUCCGUUCACCGCUUGCCGUUCAUCUACAACAUGACUGCCGGCGCUUUCUACACUUAUGCUUCUGCUUACAAACGGUCCGUUCUUUUGAUGAUUUCAAGAAUGACUUUUAUUUCCGAUCUCACAACAAAAGUGAGGUUCAAUUUGCGGAGAAAAAUAUUCAGGAAAUUGGGUUAAAAGUUUCAGCUACGGUAGCGGCACAAAGAUUGUCCAUUUCAUUGGAGCACAAAAGCCAUGGCACGGAUCAGCUGCUCUUCAUACGGGCGAACAUUACAGGCUGUGGUCAAAUCUUUACAGUACUCACGUAGCCAAUACGGUUUGUUUUUGAAAUUCCGAAACUCCUGGCGUGAAUAAAACUUGAUGGAGAGCAUUUUGCAUGAGCUAUACGUUUUAUGUUGCAUGAACGAAUUGAAAUGCAUGGCUUUGUGAAAUCACUAGAUAGUUUUGAGGCUUCCAACCUCCCCACUGACAUUGUUCUAGAACUCACCAACCUUUUUAAGGCAAAAUCAGCAAAGAAAAGUGCGAAACCUCACGGGGAAAAAGCAAAAAAGAGCCGUCUUCCUCUUCGGAAAGACUCUUCUUCUGGAGGAUUGCUGUCUGUAGUGGUAGACGCUGUGCAUGCCACUUUUUUGCCAAAUCCUCUCGACGCCGCCGUUCUCAAAGCCGUGUCAAACGAAGACCCAAACACUUCUCAACAAGAGCCUCACCCUCAAUUCGACGAUGAAGAAGACUCGGAAGAACUUGACGUGCAUGAUCAGACUAAUUCUGCCGAAGAGGAUAGCGAUUCGGUAGGAUUUUGUAGUAGAAUGGUGUAGAUUGCGUAGUGGCUUCAAUCUUCAAAUUGAAAGAUAAUAUAUUAGAUAGAGUCAAAAACGGAUAGAUUCGAUAGGAAGGGUUCUUAAAAACGAAUAACAGUUCUUGAAUUCUAACUUUCCUGAAUCGACGAAAUUUAAUUUCUUUUUUGCGUUCAUAACUUCACAAAGACUAUCAUUCAUUUCAUGACUUUUUCCCAAAAAUGCAUGCACUCACAAAUUCUUCUUUGAACUUCAACUAACUCUUUGUUAAACUAACAACUUGCUGUGAACUGUAACUUACAGAGUAAAAGUGGAGCAUGCCACGUCUACGAUAGUCCCAGUCCCGUGUCCGACUCUCAAAAAGAACAGGUUGAUUUCCCAUUCAGUUCUAUCAACUUGAAACUAAAACAUGCAGGACGCGGCUCCUUCAAUCGACGAACGGCGUGAGGCCUGGGAGUCUGGAAAUCCCGAUUAUUUGGGCCGCGACGCCUUCAAAAACAUCAAGGCCGCUCUCGAUGAAGCUCUGCGUCAGUAA
Messenger RNA from Caenorhabditis auriculariae, 2327 nucleotides. Lineage: Eukaryota; Metazoa; Nematoda; Chromadorea; Rhabditida; Rhabditidae. The record is from the annotation of a GenBank genome assembly.